UAUUUAUAUUUUCUUCUACAAUAUUGGUCUUUUCUAUCAGAAAUAUUUUAUACAACUGAUACUUUGGGGUAUUGCUAUGGGGCAAAAAUGUAACAUUGUCCUAUAAUUUUCCCAGUAUCCCCUGACACCAGCUAUUAUAUAAUCCAGUCUUUUCUCAUUCAUUUGGGCAUUUGAAGUGUCCUUUAUUAUAUAUUCUCAUAUAUGCUUAUCUUUUUAUCUUUUUAUGGGAAGCUGAUUUCAUUGGUUUCUGUUGCACAUCAGCAUCAUAUCAUCUUAAUUUUCAUAGUUUUUUAAUAUGUUUUAUUACCUCAUAGGGAAAAUGCACCCUUAGGACUAUUUUUUUAAAAAUUGAAUGUGUUUAUUCAUCCAGAUGAAUUUUGAAUAACUUGGUCAAGGUUUCCAUGCCAAAUAAAAUAUGUUGAUUGAAUUGUUACAUAUAUAGAUUAAUCUGGGGGUUGUUGCUAUCUUUAGCAAAGGUAAGUUCUAUUCCAGGAACAAGCUAUAUAUUUCUAUUUAUACCUUUUUCUUUUAUUCCCCCAGUAAAGUUUUUUACAUAUGGUAUACACGUAUCUGGUUAGUUCCUUGUUAUUUUAUAUUUCUUAUUGCUGUUAAGAGUGAACUGUCUCCCCCAAUAUAUUUUUAUUUCAUACCUUCUUUGUAGACAACUGACUUUGUUCACUUAAAAAAUUCAUUUCAAUUUCUAUCCUUUCCACUAGAUGGCAGUCUUGGGCACAUCCAUUUGUUAACCUGCUGAGAGCUCUGGUGACAAGAAAGGCUGUGGCUGGCAGACCUCCCAAGUCCCCAAAAGUGCAAGGACAAAAAGGAAGGAACUUGGAAGGGACAAGACAUCGAGACAUGGCUGAGGGCAAAGGCAAGAGAGACUCUAUCCGAAUGAGUAUGAAGGGAUGCCAGACAAACAACGGGUUUGUCCAAAAUGAAGACAUCCUGGAGAGGAGCCCAGAGUCAGACAGCCCAGCAGACAACCCGCAGUGCAGCACCAUGGACAUCCUCGGCCCCACCGAGCAUGACUUCAAGAGCAUCCAGCCCUUCGCAGGGAUGCCCAAGGAGGUGCUGCUCCAGUUCUCAGGCCAGGCCCGCUACCAGGUGCCCCGGGAGGUCCUCUUUUGGCUCACUGUGGCUUCUGUGGUUGUGCUCAUUGGGGCCACCAUAGCCGUCAUCGCCCUAUCUCCAAAGUGCCUCGAAUGGUGGCAGGUGGGGCCCAUGUACCAGAUCUACCCGAGGUCUUUCAAAGACAGCGACAAGGAUGGGAACGGAGACCUGAAAGGUAUUCAAGAUAAACUGGAGUACAUCACAAAUUUAAAUGUAAAAACUAUUUGGAUUACUUCAUUUUAUAAAUCAUCCCUUAAAGAUUUCAGACAUGGUGUUGAAGAUUUCCGAGAAAUCGAUCCCAUUUUUGGAACAAUGAAAGAUUUUGAGAAUCUGGUUGCAGCCAUACAUGAUAAAGGUUUAAAGUUAAUAAUUGAUUUCAUACCAAACCACACCAGUGAUAAACAUGCCUGGUUUCAAUUGAGUCGGAACCAGACAGGGAAAUAUACUGAUUAUUAUAUCUGGCACGACUGUACCCAUGUAAAUGGCAGAACCAUACCACCCAACAACUGGUUAAGUGUGUAUGGCAACUCCAGUUGGCACUUUGAUGAAGUGCGAAAGCAAUGUUAUUUUCACCAGUUUAUGAAAGAACAACCAGAUUUGAAUUUCCGCAGUCCUGCCGUUCAAGAAGAAAUAAAAGAAAUUAUACAGUUCUGGCUUGGAAAAGGUGUUGAUGGCUUUAGUUUCGAUGCUGUUAAAUUUCUUCUAGAAGCAGAACAUCUGAGAAACGAGGCCCAAGUGAAUAAGACCCAAAACCCGGACAUGGUCACACAGUACUUGGAAUUGUAUCAUGACUUCACCACUACUCAGGUGGGAAUGCACGACAUUCUCCGGAGCUUCCGACAGACGAUGGAUCAAUACAGCAGGGAGCCUGGAAGAUAUAGGUUCAUGGGGACUGAAGCCAAUGGGGAGAGCACUGACAGGACCAUGAUGUACUAUGGGACACCUUUUAUCCAAGAAGCAGAUUUCCCUUUCAACAAUUACCUCACCAAGUUAGACACCCCUUCUGGGAAGAGUGUGUUUGAGGUUAUCAAGUCUUGGAUGGAAAACAUGCCAGAAGGAAAAUGGCCCAAUUGGAUGAUUGGUGGACCAAACAAUGCCCGGCUGACUUCUCGUUUGGGGAAAGAGUAUGUCAAUGUCAUGAACAUGCUCAUUUUAACACUCCCUGGGACUCCCAUAACUUACUAUGGGGAAGAAAUAGGAAUGGAAAACAUUUUAGCUACAAAUCUCAACGAAAGUUAUGAUGCUAAUACCCUUCUCUCGAAGUCACCAAUGCAGUGGGACAACAGCUCAAAUGCCGGUUUUUCUGAAGGCAAUAAUACCUGGUUACCCCCCAAUUCAGAUUAUCAAACUGUGAAUGUUGAUGUCCAAAAGACUCAGUUCAAAUCAACGUUGAAGUUAUAUCAAGAAUUAAGUUUACUUCAUGCCAAUGAGCUACUCCUCAGCAGGGGCUGGUUUUGCCAUGUGUGGAACGAGAACAAUUUUGUUGUGUACACACGAGAGUUGGAUGGAAUGGACAGAGUCUUUACCAUGGUUCUGAAUUUUGGAGAAUCAGCCUCAAAGGUAAAUCUACAGGAAAUGCUUCCAGGACUUCCCUCAAAAGUGAGCAUAAGGUUAAGUACCAAUACUGCCACCCAAGGCAGUCAGGUUGAAACAAAUGCCAUUAUACUGGACAAAGGAGAAGGACUCAUCCUCGAUUACAAAAUGAAGACUCUCCUUCAUCAUCAAACAGAGCUCAAAGAGAGAUGCUUUGUUUCCAAUCGGGCAUGCUAUUCUAGCAUAUUAAACAUACUGUACAGCUUGUGUUAGGCACCUCUCUGUGAAAGAGAUGAAGACACCGGCAUUCAUUUUUAGUAUAAGCUUUUGCAGUAGCUUCAUGUACAGGUUCCUGCUGGGUAACCUUGAUGAAGACUAGUCAUUAAUUCUUAGACGGUUCUGUAGCUUGAAUGUAACUGCUUUAGGAACAGUUCUCAAAUGUUUUUAAAGAAUAAAAAAAUAUUUAAGAGGAAAUUAUCACUUGUAGCAACCUGUAACUUUAUUGGGAUAGCAUCAAUGAGAUAACUAGAUCACUUUAGGAUCCCAGAUUAUUUGAAAGAUCUAAUUAACUUAAUGCAGUCAUUGAAGCUGGAGGAUGAUCCACUGCUACAGGGUCUAAAAAUGUUCACUGGCUAAAAAGGCAGGAUAUUGAUUUGUAAACUGUUCGAAGAAAAUCUUACAGACAAAAACAACAGAAGUUCCAGUUGUUGGGAGGGACGACCUGGAGUCCUGCAGUCACCAAUCCCUCCCUUGUCCCCUACUCCUAUAUCCCCUACCUUCAAAGGUGCAUGAUUUGAAAACUACUUUUGUAGAUUUAGGGGCAUGUGCAUGAGUGAAAAGAAUGAGGAAAAGCAAGGGAGAUGUAGACUAAGCACAAUUUGGAUGGAGAUGCAAAUUUUAAAAAAUUGUUUAGUAACUGAAAAAUCUCACUCUUGUUAAUCCAGUUGGAAGUAAUACCAUGAAUUAUUUCAAGAUUUCCAAUUCCCAGAUGAAUGUGGCAUUUCAGAAUUUUAAAUAUUUCUUAAGAGCCUCAAAAACACUGGUGCUGUCAAGUCCAAGUUCCUCAUACAGGAAUUUUAUUUGAGAUGAAAUCUAAAAAAAAAACCCACAGAUUUUAAUAAUUAGAUAGAUGGCCUAUUUGGUAAAACUCCAGUGUUUAAGUCUCUUUCUGUAUCUAUCUUCGUCUAACUCCCAAGUACGGCAAGGUACCUUUAUUCAGGGCAGAGGCAGAAGGCUCUUGACGACUAAGAUUCAAUUACUUCUUUUAACAGAGGUCACUUAUUCUACAAGGGAGAGCCUUUUCUCUUGAUGGACUCAGGUCUACUCCCUCCCUCUCCUUGGCCUCAGCCAUAGGCAGAACCACUAUCAACCCUACUGCAACUACUGAGAUGCUGAGACCACCACAUCUGUACUUAGGCAUCCUGAGGGGGGCUGGGUAACAUACCUUUUUGUGAGAAUCCUCAAUUACAUGGUUGCCUCCAGGCUGAAUAUCUAAAAUAAUAUUGGGGAUCUGAUAGCCUGAAAGAAUCAUAUAUAAAACAAUUAGAAUGUUUCUGGUUCAAGAUGGCUGAUUGAGAUCCACUUUUCCCUUCUACUUCUGAAUACUCUGAAAAUAAUAGUAAAGGAAUAAAGGCUGAAAUCACAAACACCUACAACAACAAGAUUGAAGGGGGCAAGCAGAAGACAAAACUUCUGAAAGAGGGAAAGCAGGAGGACCAGUGGCCAAUAAAGCAGGAUGGAGACUGUAGUCCCCAGAGUACACAUGGAGAAAGCUGCAAUCUAGGGGGUAGCCAAUUGGCCCUGAGAAAUCUGACUGAUCUGGAAAUACCAACUACAGCAAAGGGUGAGAGUGAGACAUGGAGCUGAACACAGGGAUGCUGUCUGAAAAUUUGUAUGUAGAUCCUUACUACCCCUGAGCCCAAGAUAUCUUGGCAUGCAGUUUCAGAGAACAGAGGGAAAGUUCUUGUCUAAUGAAAUAGAACUGCUUGGAGAAAAUUAAAGCAGCUAGUUUGGGCACUGAAGCUGUAGAACAAAAAUCUUACAAUUUCUCUUUUAGAGGUUCCCAAGAAUAAUGACUCAAUAAAUAUUUUUGAAUGACUUUUGACUGUGGGAUAUUUAGAUUUGAUAGUUCCAAUUUACUUUUUUUCUAAAUUGUACCCUGCACACCUUUUAAAAAAAACUGUACUUUGAAAAAGAGGUGAGUCACAAUUAUUACAUAUGCUCUGACUGCGGAGGCAACAUAAGAAAUUUAGGACAAUUAUUUGUCCUAAAUCAUAACAAUUUGGUAUGUAGCUUAAAAUAUAUUACUCUGAGAAAUAUGCUGAGGGUUACAGACCAUUUAGCCAUGUUCCCUGCUUCUAGGUGGUCUCCUACCUUCACCUGUGUCCUUAGCAUGCUCAGUGAUGGCUUCCUUGAGUUUCUCAGAAUAGCUGACAAUUCCUUUCAGAGGUACACGUUCGUCGUUUUCAUAAGCUGUGAUGUGCAUUGAAGGAUAAUGCUAAAAGAAAAUAGUUCAUGUCAUUUAUUAUAUUCUCUUUUCACCUUUCAGACCAUGAAAAAUAAUCACCUCCAAUUUUUUUUUACCUAAGUGCUAGAAGUUUUUUUUUUACUUGGCAUUCUUGAGAGAUCUAUAGUAUUAUAACACUAGAAUACUUGUUAGCCUUUUCUUCACUAGAGACCAUGACUCAAUAACUUUAUUCCCUUGAAGUAUUAAACUGAAACAAACACGGAGUGUGAGAAGAAAUGGUGCUGAAAAGUUGUUUGGGUAUACAAGUAGAAACAAUCUAAAACCCUACUAAUUUCUGCUUCAGCUCAUAAGCUAAGUAUCCUUUUAACAAUCUUCCCUAUCACUUCAGGAUAAUAUAUUUUAACUGUCUUUUACUACCUGAGGUUUAAUAUUUUGAUAGGGGCAGUAACGUUUUAUGUAGUUCUUGUGUUUUUCAUCAGAUGAAGGAUUCCCCCAUUCUUCUAAUUCUUCUAGUGUCAGAGGAAGUGUAGUGUCCAUCAUGGUAUUGAGAACAUCCAAGAAAGGUGCCUAAAAAAAAAAAAAA
Choloepus didactylus (southern two-toed sloth) is the source of this 5693-nucleotide messenger RNA. It is a transcript of the gene SLC3A1, whose product is annotated as solute carrier family 3 member 1. Lineage: Eukaryota; Metazoa; Chordata; Mammalia; Pilosa; Megalonychidae. The coding region runs from base 856 to 2916 and encodes 686 amino acids. Gene Ontology annotation, biological process: carbohydrate metabolic process; amino acid transport. The transcript has 11 exons. The record is from RefSeq and is a predicted model, not a curated record.